AUGCCGGCAUGGGUCUCUACCAGCCAAGACGGUCCCGGUGCCUAUUCUCCCGAGCCGCCAAGAACGCUCGAGCCAGAGUUCUACGUGCGGGGCUCCACAAAGAUCAUCGUUGCCCAAGCUCGCGAUUUCUCCAGAGGUUGGUCAAUUGGGCAUGAGCGCGGCAUUGCGGUAAAGCUUGAGUGA
Messenger RNA from Parastagonospora nodorum SN15, 183 nucleotides. RefSeq lists its product as hypothetical. The coding region runs from base 1 to 183 and encodes 60 amino acids. The record is from RefSeq and is a predicted model, not a curated record. The transcript has 2 exons. Lineage: Eukaryota; Fungi; Ascomycota; Dothideomycetes; Pleosporales; Phaeosphaeriaceae.